Anisakis simplex (herring worm) is the source of this 174-nucleotide messenger RNA. Lineage: Eukaryota; Metazoa; Nematoda; Chromadorea; Rhabditida; Anisakidae. The record is from the annotation of a GenBank genome assembly.
CCGGAAUUCAUGCGAAGACUUCGAGUAACGUGCACUCAGUUGGAUUUCCUUGAUCCACCUUGCAAUAUGAUCGUGGACGAAUACGGCCAGAAGAUUUACAUAGUAGUAGUCCAAAAUAUACCCGAAGAGCAAGCUUGUAAACAGUUUGGUAUAUGUCCACCCAAAGCCCUCUAA